Messenger RNA from Rhagoletis zephyria (snowberry fruit fly), 348 nucleotides. NCBI's taxonomy places the organism in Eukaryota, Metazoa, Arthropoda, Insecta, Diptera, Tephritidae. The record is from RefSeq and is a predicted model, not a curated record.
AUGGCUCGUACCAAGAAGACUGCUCGCAAGUUUACCGGUUUCAAAGUAGCCCAGCAGAAUUCGGCCGCCAAGCCUGUUCGUAUGUCAGCCCAGGUGACUGGUAGCGUGAAGAAGCCCAUUCGAUACCGUCCUGGAACUGUGGCCCUUUGUGACAUCCGCCAUUACCAGAAGUCCAUCAAACUGCUUCUCCCCAAGCUCCCAUUCAAGCGUCUGGUGAUGGAGAUCGCCCAAGACAUCAGCGUUAAAGUGCGCUUUCAAGACAUUGCCAUUAAUGGUUUGCAGGUAAAAAAGGCGCACAAUACGGCAAAUGCUGCGCCCAAAANACAAACGCGUCACUCUCCAGCUUAA